Molecule: messenger RNA, 4085 nt
Organism: Toxotes jaculatrix (banded archerfish)
Lineage: Eukaryota; Metazoa; Chordata; Actinopteri; Toxotidae
Gene: rasgrp3
Product: RAS guanyl releasing protein 3 (calcium and DAG-regulated)
Exons: 17
Coding region: 336-2453 (705 amino acids)
Biological process (GO): Ras protein signal transduction; positive regulation of GTPase activity
Cellular component (GO): plasma membrane
Molecular function (GO): guanyl-nucleotide exchange factor activity; calcium ion binding
Source: RefSeq, a predicted model, not a curated record
CAGCAGUGGUGUAUCUGGCUGAGACAGACAAAGGGCUUCAGAAAGAAAGAGGGGCCAUCUAAACAAAAUGUUGGGAAAUAUUUCGAUCCGGCGCUGAAGACUGGACAAGCUAUGCCUGGUUUAGCAGCAGUCUUGUGGAUCCAGGUGGACUCGGGUUUUGAUGUGGAUUUGAAAAGACAAAAAGGUGGAUCUAUACACGAGCAUGUUUAAAAGGUGGGUCCACGUGGGCUGCUAGUAGACCUCAGCAGACUGGAAGUCUCCGAUGAGAAAAUCCUGAGUGGUCCACAGCCGUGAACAGGAAGUGCUGUCCUCUGACCUUCCUCCAGCUUGGCACUAUGGGAUCAUCCACAUUGGGAAAGGCAGCGUCUCUGGAUUCUCUCUUAAAUGAAUGCAUUCAAGCAUUUGAUGACAAUGGGGAGCUGCAGGCCAACCUGCUUCCUCGGAGCUUACUGCUCAUGCAUCGCUGGUAUGUUACGUCCUCAGAGCUGGCAGGAAAACUACUCAUGAUGUACCGUGACUGCAAAGGCGACAGCUGCCAGAGGACCAGACUGAAGAUAUGUUAUUUAAUGAGGUACUGGAUCGUGACGUUCCCCGCAGAGUUCAACCUGGACCUGGGUCUGAUCAGGAUAACAGAAGAGUUCAGAGAUGUGGCUGCUCAGCUCGGCUGUGAGGAGCAAUUCAAACUCAUAGACAUCUCCACCAUCCCAUCAUACGACUGGAUGCGUAAGCUGACCCAGAGGAAGAAGCAGGCUAAGAAAGGCAAGGCCUCGCUGCUGUUUGACCAUCUGGAGCCCAUGGAGCUGGCUGAACACCUCACCUUCCUAGAGUUCAAGUCUAUCCGGAGGAUAUCGUUCACCGAUUACCAGAGCUACGUGAUCCAUGGCUGCCUGGUAGACAACCCGACUCUGGAGCGCUCCAUCGCGUUGUUCAACGGAGUCUCGCAGUGGGUCCAGCUCAUGGUGCUGAGCAAGCUAACACCUCAAACCCGUGCAGAGGUCAUCACCAAAUACAUCCAUGUGGCUCAAAAACUUCUGCAGCUGCAGAACUUCAACACUCUGAUGGCGGUGGUGGGGGGACUGAGCCACAGCUCUAUAUCUCGACUCAAGGAGACUCAGUCGUAUCUGGCUCCAGAAGUUGUGAAGAUCUGGAGUGAGAUGACAGAGCUGGUGUCCUCCAGCAACAACUACUCCUGCUACCGAAAGGCCUUCAGCGAGUGCCAGGGCUUUAAAAUCCCCAUCCUGGGUGUGCACCUCAAGGACCUCAUUGCAGUGCACGUGGUCUUUCCCGACUGGGUUGACAACAGUAAUAAGGUGAACCUGGUGAAGAUGAAUCAGCUCUAUAUGACCUUCAAUGAGCUGGUGUCGUUACAGAGUGCAGCGGCACAGGUGGAGCCCAACAUGGACCUCAUCUACCUGCUCACGCUUUCUUUAGACCUUUAUUACACAGAAGAUGAGAUUUAUGAGCUGUCAUUGUUAAGGGAACCACGUAACCCCAAAUCACUGCCUACCUCUCCAACGACUCCCAGCAAGCCCCUAGCCCCGUUGGACUGGGCCUCCGGUGUCACCACCAAACCAGACCCCUGUGUAGUCAAUAAACACAUCAGGAAGGUGGUAGAUUCUGUGUUCAGGAAUUAUGACCAUGACCACGAUGGCUACAUUUCUCAAGAGGACUUUGAAAGCAUUGCCGCUAACUUUCCCUUCCUGGACUCCUUCUGCGUUUUGGACAAAGAUCAAGAUGGAUUGAUCAGUAAAGAUGAAAUGAUUGCAUAUUUCCUUCGGGCUAACCCACUGCUCCAGUGUAAGAUGGGACCGGGAUUCAUCCACAACUUCCAGGAGAUGACGUACCUGAAGCCCACCUUCUGUGAACACUGUGCUGGAUUUCUCUGGGGAAUCAUCAAACAGGGCUACAAGUGCAAAGACUGUGGCGUUAACUGUCACAAACAGUGUCGGGAGCUGCUGGUUCUGGCCUGUAGGAAGCUUAUCCGCUCCGGCUCUGUGGGCAGCGUUUCCCCUGCGAGACUGACCCACAGCUCACUGCCCAGCAGCCCUGCAGUGCCCACCUGUAAAGAUGAGGAUGAGGUCUUUGAGUUCCCAGCCGUCACAUCAGCAGGUCCGGCCCUGGACACUCAGUCCAUCACCCUGAUGACCGGCUCAGCCCAGAGAAUCUCUGUGCGCCUGCAGAGGGCCACCACCAGUCAGGCCACCCAGACCGAGCCCCUGUGGCCUGAACACAGCUGGGGUGCUGCAGAUGGCGGCUCCCAUACCUUCCCCAAAAUGAAAUACAGGACUCACAGGAAGACGUCGAAAAAUAAAGGUUUUGCCUUUUGGGAAAAUCAGAGUGACGGGCAGCACCAGGGGGUUUCGUCACGGUGCAGCUUGGAGUCUCGGGAGAAGUCAGGCCUCUCAGGAGAGCUCGCACAGAACGGGAUUACACUCAGAGGGGAGGACAGCUGACUUAGUGAGGGCCAGUCCCGAGGGUCCAGAAAGCCCCUGGCAGCAGGGACCAGGAAGCUCUUUUCUCUGGGGGAGGUGCUGGGCUGCCUGAGGUCCACCUUUAGUGACCUGAAGUUAUCAUGUCCUCUCUAGAAUUGAGUACAGACAGAGCUACAUGUGCACACUGCUGCAGCUGAGCGAGAGGCGCUUCAGUGGAUACUGGACUAACAGUUACUGAGAAUCACAUGGAACGACGAACGAAGUCCAUCCCAGGAUCUCCUAAGAUGUAACUUAGGCGCGGGUUUUGGCCCAGGAUGGACUUAAAAAUCAGCACUUGAAAAAGUGAAAAGAAGAAGAUUUUAAACUUCACAGACGUGUGGAACGGGCUGAGUUUAGUGGAUCAUUGCUGGCCAGUUACUUUACAACUAGAAGAGCUAGGUUUAAAAUCCAGCUUGGGUACGGUGUGACCAAGGAACGGAACACAAACUGUACUCCUGAUUGAACUGAGGAAAGCAAUGAGCAAGUUCUCAGUGGUUACUCUCCAAGUUGGAAUGAUUAGAAAAAAAACACUAUGUACGUCAGAGGGUGUGAAGAUGUUUGUAUAUGGAGCUGCAAAUAAAGGGAAAGCCAAACUGAAAGUGAAUGUUAAGGGCAUCUAACUACAGUCGGACAGGACUCUGGUGAAGGACUAUUCUGCAAAGGAUGUGUUAGAAGGACAAAUAUGAAUUUAACACUUCAUUUUUUGUGUUAAAUAACUGAAUGUAUUUUAUUUUUAAUUUUCCACAUCAUUAUGAAAUCAAAACCCAAGUGUGUAAGUGUCAACCUCCUCCUGCAGCACAGCCCAUUCCUUAAAACUGGCUAGCUAGCCCACGAGGAACUGUUUUAUUGUGAAAGACCAUGUCAGCCGUGGUUAUCGUUAGCUUGUGCCAGCAGCAGCAGCUCAUCCACGGUCGCACCACCGAGCUGUGACUGAAGAGGUGAUGAUCUGUCCAUCCCCCCUCACCUCCACCAGAAGACUAAUGAUUGUGCAUAUAUGCUGCCCUCUGCUGGACAACACUGACACACACUACACCUCCUCCAUUUUACAAUUAUUAAAGACAAGAUAAUUCAAAGUCAUUUAACAAGUGUUUUUUUCAUUAUGGCACAGUAAAUGCAUACAUAUAUGUAUAUGUCUGCUAAUGCUUUUAAAAAAAUGUUUCAUACAAUAUUACUUAAAUGUUGAGCAAUUAUAAAUCCUGUCCAAAGCCCAAGAAGAAUGAAACCAGUUGAUUUAAAAAAGAGAAAUGUUUGACUAAUUGGACUAUAAUGAAAGAUCCAUAUUAAAGAACCAGCUGCAACAAAAGCCAGUCCAUAAUUAGUGAGAUUCCAGUCUUUUAUUUUUUCGACAUGGAUAGUGGGGCUGGGCGAUUAAUUGAAAUUCUAUUACGAUUUCGAUUUUGGCUUCCCACGAUUAAUGAAAAACAGAUAAUUGACAUAAAAUGAUCAUUGUGCCGUAUGCCUUGCUCCCGUGUUGCACUUAUUAUGUCCUGUGACGUAAAGGUAGAAGCUCACACUACCUUUUACUACAACACAAACAGUAGUGUAGCCCAAUCAACACUGUUAGCAACCCAGGGUUCAAGAAAUUGGUGACUACUUUGGAAAAGCGUUACACAC